This is a messenger RNA of Puccinia graminis f. sp. tritici CRL 75-36-700-3, 887 nucleotides long. RefSeq lists its product as uncharacterized. Bases 165 to 518 code for a protein of 117 amino acids. Lineage: Eukaryota; Fungi; Basidiomycota; Pucciniomycetes; Pucciniales; Pucciniaceae. The record is from RefSeq and is a predicted model, not a curated record. The transcript has 2 exons.
AGGGGAGUGCACCCAUUCUGAAAAGCUAUUUAAGACGCCGCUUGAAGAGCCAUCAGUCCCUUCAUCACUCACCAGCUCCAACGACUUCUAAGGACAUCCUACAAACCCAACAACCCCAAUAACCAACAAACAUCCACCCCUUACAAAAAGACCGCGAACCAGUCAUGAACUGCCUCUUCUACGGCGCUUGCUUUUUGGCCCUCCUCCAGUCAGCACUGGCCAUGCCGACUCUUGCGCCACGAGCAGACCAGGUCGCAGCUUCCCACAAAGGACAAUCGGACGAGAAAUGCUACUUCGGAUGCGGGUUCAGCAAUUACGGCCUUUACGGUUCCCCAUUUGGCAGCUCUUACCUCUCGAACUACAUGAGCCCGUACUUCUACGGAAACUCUCUUUAUGGAGGCCUCAAUUACAACUUGGCUUACAACAGCUACGGAUCUGACUUUGGGAUCGGCGCUAACGUAGGGCUAUUCAAGAAAGACGCGUCUGAAGCAAACAAGCACCAAGAGAACUCGGCCUGAGAGCGCGAUUUUAUGGAUUUAACGAUGGUCCCGUUUAGAAGUAAUUAAUUGUAUAAUAAUGGCAAUCUGCACUUAUUUAUGCCCUAAUCGUUAUGUUUUCCAAGUGAUCAAUCGAUGUCCUCCAGUUACAUGUAUCCUUUGAAUAAUUGCACUGCGUAUCUUAAAUUUUUACGCGUUUUUUUUUCUUGUAUCAUCACUUGGAAAGCAUCAAAUGCCAUCUUAGGAAUUUGUCUGCAGCAAAAUAAAUGUUUGUGCACACUGCAUGUUUAAGAACUUAGUGCGAAUGGGAAAGAAGGUCACCAGAUCCGUGAAGUGCUACCCAUUAUGUUGCUUGAAGCAAAUUGUAAGACUUUCUCAGGUUACAUUGGA